Beauveria bassiana ARSEF 2860 is the source of this 2106-nucleotide messenger RNA. RefSeq names its product peptidase family M3. Gene Ontology annotation, cellular component: mitochondrial intermembrane space. The transcript is spliced from 3 exons. Bases 1 to 2106 code for a protein of 701 amino acids. The record is from RefSeq and is a predicted model, not a curated record. Gene Ontology annotation, molecular function: metalloendopeptidase activity. Lineage: Eukaryota; Fungi; Ascomycota; Sordariomycetes; Hypocreales; Cordycipitaceae. Gene Ontology annotation, biological process: peptide metabolic process; proteolysis.
AUGGCUUCCGAGAAAUUUGCCAACCCGCCUCAGCGGCCCCCCGUCUUCAAUUACACCCCCGAAGAGUUGAGCGCCGGGAUUGACAAGAUCAUUGAGACGAAAAGAGGUGUCGCUGACAAUGUGAUCGCCUCGACCACCCCCGAGACGGCCACUUUUCAAAAUACCGUGCAGCCCCUACUCAGAACUGACGACGAGACUGUUGGUGAAAAUUUCAGAAUCUGCUUUCUGCAGAAUGUUCACCCCGACGCCGCUGUCCGUGAGGCUUCCCUCAAAGCGGACGGCAAGAUGAGAGAGCUAGGCAUUGAGCUGCGAAUGCGCGACGACAUAUUCCAGCGCGUCCAAGCCAUUUACGACAACAAGGCAUCGGCCAAUCUCGACACUGAGUCUGCUACUAUCUUGGACAAGGAGUACACCCAGUAUGUUCUUAGCGGUCUUCGUCUUCCACAUGGUCCCGAGCGCGACCAUUUCAAGAAGCAGCAGCUCGAGCUCAGCCGUCUGUGCUUAGAGGCACAGAACAAUCUCAAUAAUGAGACAGGUGGUGUUUGGUUCACUCCAGAACAGCUCGAGGGGAUCCCUAAAACGGACAUUGACGUGGGCGACCUCGAAAAGGGUACUGGAGACAACGAGGGCAAGGUCAAGGCCGACUUUAAGUACACGACGUCAACUCCUCUCCUCAAAUAUGCGAAGAACGAGACUACGCGUCGCGAUUAUUAUAUCGCCGAAACUAACAAGGUCAACCAAAAUGCUCCCAUCUUCCAGACCAUUAUCGAGCUGCGAGAUGAAACAGCUAGACAAGCCGGCUUCAAAGACCAUGCUGAUCUUACCAUCUCUGCCAAAAUGGCCAAGGAUUCAGAGAAAGUGAAAUCUUUUCUGGCCGAUAUCAGAACUCGCGUAGGUGACGGCGGAAAGAAGGAAAUCGCGGUUCUUCGCGAGUUGAAGAAGCAAGACUACGCUGAACGUGGUCUUGAUUUUGAUGGGGAAAUCUACGCCUGGGAUGUUGGCUAUUACUCACGAAUUCUCAAGGCAAAGGAAUACAGCCUCGACGAGAACGAAGUGGCUGAGUAUUUUCCCAUGUGGAAGACGUUUACCGGCAUGCUUGGAAUAUUCGAAAAGUUACUUGGCCUUCAUUUUGUUGAGCUGGAUGAGGCUGCCAAGGCUCGACUUAGCCCUACCGGCAACGCUAAAGACAUUGUCUGGCACGAUGAAGUGGUGGUCAUGAGCGUUUGGAAUGAUGAAGCCUCUGGUGGUGAAUUUGUCGGCUACUUGUUUCUUGAUCUCCACCCGCGAGCCAACAAGUACGGUCAUAAUGCUAAUUUCAGUAUUGGCCCAGGAUAUGUCAAGGCGGAUGGCACUAGAAACUAUCCUUCUACUGCUCUCGUUUGUAACUUUAGCCGGCCGUCGCAAGGUCGUCCAGCUCUGCUAAAGCACAACGAGGCCGUCACCCUUUUCCACGAGCUGGGUCACGGUAUUCAUGACCUCGUCGCCAAGACUCAAUCUUCCUACUGCCACGGCACAGCUGUGAUGUGGGACUUUGUUGAGGCGCCUUCUCAAAUGCUGGAAAACUGGUGCUGGACACCUGACGUUUUGCGGGGGCUCUCAUCCCACUGGAAGUCGGGAGAAAAGAUCUCAACAGAUCUCAUUGACAAAUUAAUGAAGACAAAACACCUCAAUGAAGCCAUGGGAACUUUGGGACAAAUCGCCAUCGGAACAUUUGACUUGACCGUUCACAGCCCUGACUCACACGAAGCGGUGAAGAAGCUCAAUUGCGGCCGCUUGUGGAACCAGCUGCGCGGCGAGAUCACCGGCGUGAAGGGACCGGAAGCCGUAGGCUACGGAAUGGAGUGGGGCCAGAAGCAUGCCACCAUCGGGCACUUUGUUGGAGGGUAUGAUGCAGGAUACUAUGGCUACAUGUACUCCAAGGUCUUUUCAACCGACAUGUUCUAUACUGCAUUCAAGGAGAACCCGAUGGAUGGCGAAGCCGGUCGCCGAUAUCGCAAGCUGGUGCUUGAGCGUGGCGGUAGCAUGGAUGAGAACGUGAUGCUGUACGAGUUUCUUGGCAGGGAGCCCAACCCGGAAAACUUUUACAAAGAUCUUGGUUUGGCGUGA